AGUGGGGUGCGCACGCGUUUUUGAUCUCUCUAAGCAUUUACUGAGACAAGGUACCCAAAAGACUGUGAAGAAGAACAGUAGUCCAGUUUCUUAAUAGGUAUAGUGACCCGACGAACACAAUACACGAAGACAUUGGAAUUGGCAGAAAAAGGCUACUAACUCACCAUGGCUGAGGAAAAAACGUCUGCCCCAGUAAACGGGAAUGUAAGUGUGAACCCGAAGUCACUAGAGGCGACAGAGAGCCAGAUAGUACCCAUGGAUAUUGAACAAAUGAAAAUGGGAGAGGACGACGACGAGGACAACUUAGUGGAAGAGGAGGAAGUUGAUCGAGGAGGCUGGGGCAACAAGUUAGACUUCAUCAUGGCUUGCAUCGGCUACGCGGUGGGCCUGGGAAAUGUCUGGAGGUUCCCGUAUCUCUGCUACAAAAACGGAGGAGGAGCCUUUCUCAUUCCCUACUUCGUGUCGUUGGUGGCGUGUGGUGUACCUAUCUUCCUUAUGGAGGUUUCCCUUGGUCAAGCCUUACAGACUGGAGGCAUAAGCGUAUGGGAAAUAUUUCCCGCCAUUAAAGGUGUUGGUCUGUCCGCCGCCACCAUUGCUUCCAUGCUGAACGUAUACUACAUCAUCAUCGUGUCCUGGUCUCUGUUCUACAUGUUUGUCUCCUUCACCAGCGAGCUACCCUGGCACGAUUGCGGCAACGAAUGGAACAACGAGUUCUGCAGUGAACUGGAGCUGCAGAAUAACCUGACAUCUUCCAUAAAGAAGAAUUUCUUCUUAUCCACCAACGGCUCACUUUUGCCCAAACCACUGGCCGAAUCCUCCGCUGAACAGUAUUGGGAGAGAAGAGUACUGCACAUAAGUAGCGGGUUUGAGGACGUUGGUAGUAUCCGAUGGGACCUCAUUGGAUGUUUGGCCUUAGCCUGGGUGAUGACAUUCCUCUGUAUUUGGAGAGGCGUCAAAACUACUGGAAAGAUCGUGUGGUUCACUGCCCUCAUUCCUUACGUCAUCCUACUCAUUCUCCUCAUCAACGGUGUCCUCCUGGAAGGUUCCGAGGAUGGCAUCCUCUACUACAUCACACCUACUUUUGACAAACUCACUGAGGCCAAAGUAUGGGUUGAUGCUGCCACCCAGAUCUUCUUUUCCUAUGGCGUGGGCAUCGGCUCGCUUAUUUCACUCGGUAGCUACAAUCCUUACCGGAACAAUGUUUUGAUUGAUACAAUUGUGGUGGGUAUCGUGAACGCAGCCACCAGCCUGUUCGCAGGUUUUGUCAUCUUUGCUGUACUGGGCUACAUGGCGACCAUACAAGAUGUGGAAGUUUCGCAAGUAGCUGACGAAGGGCCAGGACUGGCAUUUGUUGCAUAUCCAACGGCUGUUGAUACUAUGCCCGCCGCUCCUUUCUGGUCAAUCAUAUUCUUCGCCAUGCUGGUCAUGUUGGGUCUGGACAGUCAGUUCUGCGUCGUAGAGGGCUUCGUCACCUCCCUCAUGGACGGCUUUCCCGAGUUCAGGCUCAGGCAGAAUCGGACCAUUUUUGUCAUCUGCAUCUGCGUCGUAGAUUUCUUCCUGGGGUUCAUGUGUCUCACAGAGGGCGGGAUGUACAUGUUCCAGUUGUUGGAUUCCUACGCAGCUAGCGGCAUGCCAUUGCUUUGGGUAGCCAGUUUUGAGUGCAUCACAAUAUCUUACGGCUAUGGAAUCCGGCGAUACUACCGAGAUGUGUCCACGAUGCUUACAUUCACGCCGGGUUGGUUCUGGCCACUCAGUUGGGCUUUCAUCACCCCCGUGGUCACUGUUGGAAUAUUCAUCUUCAGCCUGGUCGACUACUCCGGACCAAAGUACGGCGAUAAUUACUACUUCCCAAUCAGCGGCGAGAUUUUGGGCUGGAUGAUGUCCCUAGCCUCCAUGCAGUGGAUCGUCACAUACGCCCUCUAUCUGUUCCUCACCAGUCCCGGCACAGUCAAAGAGCGGCUACACCUUAUGACAACUGCUCGCGUCUUCCCCAAGGAGAAGGAGAACCCUCUCCCAGACGAGGAAUGCAGCGUAGGAGGUAGCUCAGAGUCCUCAGACAAGCACGAUCGAGACAGCAUCCCUCCACAUUACAAGAACACGGUAGAUGACGAGACUGCCCAUGAUAACGAGGCAUAUACCGAGGACAACGGUGACGUACGUAAGGAUGUUGGUAUAGGGGAUAGCGAUGAUGAGUAGGAUUAGCGACUUGAAUUGAGGCUAUGUAAGGGAUCGUGGCAGGGUCACUGACCUAUAUACCAAGGUCAGUGGGUAGAGUGGGCCUUUUUGACCAGCCCUGCGAUGGAAGGUUUGUAUAAGUUUUAAAGGUGUUUCCUCGACUCACUGUGUCUGUAAAUAUUCACGUUCCAGGCUGCCGUUCUAUCAAUAGUUUAAAAUAUUUGGCUGCUGCGACAUAUUUUUAAGCUUUAAUCAGGAAAACCAGCUUACGAGCGGAGGCUAUGAUAUCCGACUGCCACUGUUCUCAAUGUGAGAGCCACACACAGCAUGCAGAUUUGAGGUAGCUAAAUGCCCCUAUAUAUCCUGUACGCGAAGAGAUUCUGUCUACAGCAUGGCUUCCUUUGUGGAAAGCCUCUUGCAUACGACAGCUGGUCAGACUGAUUGACUCUUUAUCCUUCCUUCAGAUUUGAUCCUUCCUCCAACAUUGCUGUCUGUGAUGGUCCAUAACUUAUGAGUUUUUCUUCAUGACUAUCAAUUGGAAUGAACUCUUCGUGUGACAGAAUCCAAAGUUCUAGUGAGAUCAUUCUAUUGGCUGCACUUUCAUAGACUUCCUUCCAGCGUCUUUGUUUUAGUUUAAAUAAAAUAACUUGAAAAAAAUAUUAUUUCGUUUCCUAUGUGCUGGGUGUUAUGCUCUAAUUAAGUGUCCAAAUGAACUUUAUUAAAGUAUUUUUAAAAGAAAUUAUAACCUAAAGAACAUACCCGAACAGUAAACUUUUCUAUACAAAUUCUUCGAUUCUAAGCUUCAUGUAUAAGUUGUUCUCUUCAAUGGUGGUAGAUUUUUUUCCGAGUGUCCAACCUGAUAAAGUAUUUUUGGUCGUAUCAAGAUUGUAGUGUUACACACUUUCGACUUCUAUUCGCCCACACAAUGUGAUGAGUUGUAAAGGUCAGCCGCUGAUACGUAUCACAGUCAUUAUACGUGCAUUGCACGACGGGACAGCAUCCAAACGCUUCAUCGGCAACGUACUUAAACUUGAACAGGUACUUAAAUUGUUUACUUCGGUAUUGGGAGCAGUUGAUGCACUGCCAACAACUGAGUGUCGAGUUAACACCAUGUGGUAUUUACACUAAACCAAUGCAUUAUAUCAGCGAGAUAUACUGUGAAGUCUGCCUUAUUUUGCACACGUCAUUUCUUCCAAUAUAUUGUCUGUGUGGGAACAAAUACCUAGUUGGGAACAGAUUCUUAAAUAGUCAUCUCCAGUCGACCACUUUAUUGAUAUUUAUAGGCAUUAAAUACCUCUUUAAGGCUCUUCUCAAUGAAUUAUUCGCCGUGGUUGGCACCUUAUCCAUACAUGCACCACCUGUGCUAAUUUUCUGGUAAAUAGGUUUGUGCAUUUGAGUAUUUUUCGCUUUUCGAGCAUGUUUUAUUUUAAAACUUGUAUAUAUAAAUCCGUCAUCAACUUUUAUUCCGACGUACGCAUAAAGAUCUGAAAUCGACUUAGACGUCAGCUGCACACAACAACUCGAUCAAUCAACCAAAUCUUUUUAUUUGUUUGUUUGAAAACAACAGUACAGAUGACGUUGAAUAUUCCGUGUAUUUUACUGCAUCUAAAAAAAAUUCUACCUCAAUAGUAAUCUGUAAUACCAACUUAUUAGCAACUAGCACCUGCUAGUGUAUUUGCUCACAGUAGUUUUAUCGUAGAAUGACACAUAUCCAGUCCACAAAAGGGACUUUCCCGGGGAUCGUUUGGCAUAAGUAUCUUAAAUGUUUGCAUGGCAUGGGUAGGGCAAAAUCAUGCUUGAGGCCAAUAUGCCCACAGUAAUCACCAAGGUUUCACAAUGAGUCGUUUCUUGCUAAGUAUGUCUCAGUAACCAUGGCAUGGUAUUAUAAACUGUUGACCGGCCACUUUGACGCGUUUACUUUUGUUUACCUCUAGCCGGAACACAAUACACUUAUGUGGCUUCCUCUGAAAUCACAGUCGUCGCAGUGUUAGUCGACCAUUGAUGGUUUUUAUUCACCCAUGCACGUCUUUUGAUUGUGUGGAAACAAGCACCUUUUAUGUUUUCUCUUCGAAAAAGUAAUAUGUAUAAACGGUAACAGAUCCAUAUAUUUAUCUAUGCAUUUGUAUUCGUUUGUGCUAUACGGAGGUCGUGGAUGUAUCACUGUAAACAAAAUUUAGUCAUUUUGACUAAUAAAAGUUUAGUCCAGCUCUGUCUAAAAUGACCAAUUUAAAUUAGUCAGAAAGGCCAAUGACCAAUUUAAAUUAGUCAGAAAGGCCAAUGACUAAUUUAAAUUAGUCAGACGGGCCUAUGAAUAACAUUUAUUCGUCAAAAAUAAGUCAAAUUUGACCAAAGUCAAGCACUGCUGACUACAUAUUAGUCCCAUCUUGAUUUAAUAAGUCAUCGAGACCGGAAGUAUUUUGAGCACGAAAUGAAUAACUUCUGUUUACAGUGUAGCAAAAUUGUUAAAAUGUGUCAAACCCUCCGCCCUAUAAUGAUAGCUGGAUACAAAUGGUUCUAAUGGCUGUAGAUAGUUGGUUGUUAAAUCAAAAAUUCAAUUAAAUUAAAAUAAUGAAGAUCACCAAAGUGCAAACCUACUGUGCUAGUGAUUAAGACAUGGGUUAUCAAGUAUACCAAAUUGUCAGGUCUGACUUGUUGCAAGAACAUCCUCUGCCUUUUGAAUUGAGGAUUGUGCUUGGCAAGAAGAACAAGAAUAUCAGUCCUUUGGGCCUUUUAAAAUAUUGUCCAAAUCGGACCUGUUUCUUUUCAUAAUUCUUAUUCCAGAAACAAAAGUUGAUGAUUUGGAUACCACUCAAAGCAGCUUCCGUGUAAAUAUUUCAAUUUAGAUCCUAUUAACAGUAUUAAUAAAGAAAAAUCGCACAAGAUUAUGAGAAAAGCACUGUCAAAUAAAAGGUAAACAGAUAAUCUUCAACACAAACAAUGUUUGAUGCUCUUGGGUGUUGUUUCUUCUGACAGAGGUGAGAGUUAAUUUUCGCCAUGCCUUCGCAAAAGCAUAGCAUCUUUUUUACCAUAUCAGCUUGGGGGU
This is a messenger RNA of Acanthaster planci (crown-of-thorns starfish), 5218 nucleotides long. Its product is annotated as sodium- and chloride-dependent GABA transporter 1-like. Lineage: Eukaryota; Metazoa; Echinodermata; Asteroidea; Valvatida; Acanthasteridae. The record is from RefSeq and is a predicted model, not a curated record. Gene Ontology annotation, cellular component: plasma membrane. Gene Ontology annotation, biological process: amino acid transport; sodium ion transmembrane transport; nitrogen compound transport.